UGUUCAGUCAGGUGGUCAAUUAUUACCCUGUCAGCUGAUAUCGGCUGAUAUCGCCAUAUUUGUUUUUUUUAUUAUUAUUUUAAGAAGAUUGUCAACUACGAAUUGUCGAGAGAAACAAGUCAUCAUGUCUAAUAGAUAUGAAUUUAACGUAGAAAUGACAUGUGGAGGAUGCUCUGGUGCAGUAGAGAGGGUAUUGAAUAAAAAGGAAGGCAUUGCUAAAUUUGAAGUGGAUCUUGAAAAGAAAAAGGUGUUUGUUGAAACUGACCUGUCAUCGGAUGAGGUUCUUGAAGUUAUAAAAAAGACUGGAAAGGCGACUACUUAUGUAGGCACAGCUUAAUCCAGAAAUCUUGUUGAUCCUGGAGUGAUUACAGGAGUAAUGCUUUCUGUGAAAUUUUAUUUACUCAGUGUUUAAAACUUAAUCUUAGUUUUCCUAUGUUUUUAACCAAUUAAAAUAUUUAUUCAGUUUGCC
Anneissia japonica is the source of this 469-nucleotide messenger RNA. Its product is annotated as copper transport protein ATOX1-like. The record is from RefSeq and is a predicted model, not a curated record. Gene Ontology annotation, biological process: copper ion transport. Gene Ontology annotation, cellular component: cytosol. Lineage: Eukaryota; Metazoa; Echinodermata; Crinoidea; Comatulida; Comatulidae. The transcript is spliced from 4 exons. The coding region runs from base 125 to 337 and encodes 70 amino acids. Gene Ontology annotation, molecular function: copper chaperone activity; metal ion binding.